UUGAACUCAGUCACUGACCUAGAUAUCCAUAACAAUAAAAAUAUGUAAACAAACAAAAUGGCUGCACCCUUGGCAAUAGUGCGUUACGUUGCGGUACAACGAGUCAUAUUUGGGCCCCAUUCAAAAUAUGUAUGUAGAGCUUCACAAAUUCAGGUCUGUGUUUUCUAUCAUUUUCAAAAUGUAACAAACAAAUUCUCAAGUGCAGCUAUUGCUAAGAAAGAUGUCUCCACCCCUAUGAGCAAAACUUACCAUUCUUCAGAAGUAGAAACCGAAUGGUAUGACUGGUGGAUUGACAAAGGCUUUUUUACUCCUCAUAAACCUUCAGACGACCAGAAAGUAUUCUCACUACUCUUACCACCUCCUAAUGUAACAGGCUCACUACAUUUAGGUCAUGCUCUGACAGGCUCAGUUCAAGAUGCGGUUGUAAGAUGGCACCGGAUGAAAGGCUACACAACAGUUUGGAUACCAGGUACAGAUCAUGCUGGUAUCGCCACACAUGCUGUAGUAGAGAGAAAGCUGAUGAAGGAGACGGGCAGGACAAGGCAUGACUUAGGAAGAGAAGCAUUUGUUCAGCAAAUCUGGAAGUGGAAAGAGGAACAUGGUAGCACAAUUUCAAACCAAAUGAAGCUGUUAGGUUUGUCACUGGAUUGGUCCAGAGAAUAUUUUACUCUAGACAAGAGAUUGAAUGAAGCUGUGAACAAAGCCUUCUGUGAACUCUAUUUAAGGGGUCUAAUCUACAGAGACAAACGCAUGAUAAAUUGGUCAUGUGCAUUGCAGUCUUCAGUGUCUGAUAUUGAAGUGGAUAAAAAAUCAUUUGAGGUGCCAACUUUACUUCAAGUCCCUGGUUCAGAGAAUGGAGUUCAAGUAGGAAUUCUUUCACGAUUCGCUUAUCAGAUCAAGGAUUCAGAUGAAAAGUUGGUUGUUGCUACAACAAGACUCGAAACAAUGCUGGCAGACACCGCUGUUGCAGUCAAUCCUCAAGACAUCAGGUAUUCUCAUCUAGUGGGCAAGCAACUCGUACACCCUUUUGACAAGAGUAGGCUUAUUCCCAUCAUCGCAGAUUCAUUUGUUGAUAUGGAGUUUGGCACCGGUGCUGUUAAAAUCACACCUGGUCAUGACCCUGUUGACUAUGAAGUUGGCAGACGUCAUGGCUUGCCAAUCAUUGAGAUUUUGAAUGAUGAUGGGACACUACAUAAAGAUAUUCCAGACUUUGGAGGUCUGGGUCGAUUUCAAGUCAGGAGGAAGCUAAAAGACACACUAAGUAACUUGGGUCUCUACUGUGGUGACACAGGACAAAGUACAGUCUUACCCAUUUGUAGUCGUUCUGGUGACAUCAUAGAACCAAGACUAAAAGAACAGUGGUUCUUAGACUGUCAGAAUAUGGCUCAGCUAGCUAUGCAGGCAGUAGAGUCUGGGCAGUUGAACUUAGUUCCUAAAAAUAAUGAAAUCAUUUGGUGGGAAUGGCUCACAAAAUCUCAGGAUUGGUGCUUAUCAAGACAACUCUGGUGGGGACACAGGAUACCUGUAUACACUUGUAAUAAAAGUAAAGAGACAACAUGUGCAAUGAAUGAAGAGGAAGCCAAGGUGAAAUUAAAAUCAGCAUCUGUUUAUCAAGAUGAUGAUGUUCUAGACACUUGGUUCUCAUCAUCCUUACUUCCCUUCUCUGUCCUGGGCUGGCCACAGAAAACUUUAGAUUUAGAACAGUAUUUUCCUCAACAACUUAUGGAGACUGGUCAAGAUAUUUUGUUCUUCUGGGUGUCCAGAAUGGUUAUGUUGAGUUUAGAGCUAACUGGCAGGCUUCCGUUUCAUAAGGUGUUGUUACAUGGAAUGGUGAGGGACGCUCAUGGACGUAAAAUGAGUAAAUCUUUAGGGAAUGUCAUUGAUCCCUUGGAUGUCAUCAAGGGCACAACACUUCAGAAUUUAGAGAAACGACUUGAAGAAGGAAAUUUGAAUCCUAAAGAGAUUGACACUGCAAGAUUAGGGCUUCACCAAGACUUCCCUAAUGGUAUUGCCCAGUGUGGAGCUGAUGCACUGAGAUUCACUUUGUGCUCACUCAAUGCCAAAAAUGUUGAUAUCAACUUUGAUGUAACGAAUGUGGAAAGUAAAUUGAGGUUCUGUAACAAAAUAUGGCAGAGUUUCAAAUUCAUAUUUUCUAAAUUGCCUUCUGACUUUAAACCUUUGAAUACUCUUGAGCUGUAUGGUAAAGAAGAUGGCACUGACCUAUGGAUAUUAAGUAAACUUAGUAUAAUGGUGCAGCUGUGUGAGACACAUUUUGCAACUCAUAAUUUCCAUCUGGUGACUGCAGCCUUGCAACAGUUUUGGUAUCAGGAACUCUGUGAUGUUUAUUUAGAAUCAGUGAAACCAGUGUUUCAGAGUGAUGAUGUGCAGUGGCAGGAGGCCAUUCAACAAAUACUUUUCUUGUGUGCUGAAACCUUUGUCUUGGCUGCUGCACCAUUCAUGCCUUUUUUGUGUGAAGAGCUCUAUCAGAGGUUACCAUCCAGAGAUGUGGGCAAGGCAGAGAGUGUCUGUAUAGCAGAAUAUCCAAAACCUGACAAGUUUCACUGGAGUAAUGACUCUGUGCACACCUCUAUGGAACAGUGUCUAGAAAUUAUUCACUACAUUCAGAAGUUAAGAAAAGAUUUUAACAUCAUGGGCACCAAAUCAAAAGCCUACCUUCAAACAGACAAUUCUGUCUAUAAUGAACUGUUGACUCUACACAAACCAUGUCUCUUGUCUCUGUCCAAAAGUGGAGAUAUCAGAGUGAUCAAACCCUCAGACCAAGUGACAGAAAUGUGUACUGAAGUUUAUGUUAAUCCUGAGCUCAAGGUCAAGGUUGAGCUGAAGGGAACUUCAGUAGAUUUGACUCAAGAACUAGAUAGACUUCAAAAGAAAAAGGAAAACCAAGAACAAGACAAGAAAGAGUUGAAUGAAAAACUUGACAAAUUUCUCAGGAAAAACAAAGGAGACUCCCAAAAGGCAAUCCACUUAAAAAACAAGAUUGCUGCACUAGACAAAGAUGUUUAUAAACUUGAUCAAAUGAUUCAAGCUCUGCAAGGAAACUAUCAAAGAUGAACUUCCAUGUAGAGAAAAUUGUUACUAUAGGAAGACUGAUUGAUGUGAUAAAAUGUGUACUAAUAUUGUUUCAUUGAAAUGUCAAAGUGUUAUUCUUUGUAAUAAAUAAACAGUGUAUUAAAUUAGUGUGUAAAUCCUUUUGUGCUAUAAACAGCUGCAGGCAAAGCUUCUUGAAUCUAUUAGCCAGAAUUGCCAAUGCAACUUCACUUUCUCUAAAUAAGUUUGAAGGCUAAAGAUCACAGGGAGUCUACAGCUAGUUUGCACAACUGAAAUAACGAGAAUGGACCCACUAUAACAUAGGCACCUAUCAAAGACUUUUUUAUGUGUGCUCCCUGUUAACAUGACUUUGUCCUUUUAAAGACAUUUCUCAGAAAUAUGCAGAGGUUGAAAAAUAGUCUUCCAUUACAACACAUUUUUUAUGAGCUCCUUGAGUCUCAUAAAUCUGGAAACCAGACCUUGACACACCAUUAAAUAUUAAUGCAACUGUUUUUAAGCUUAUGAACAUCAUUUGGGAGUUAGUGUCUUAAAGGAGGGGAGAAACAGGUUGGGCAUAUGUAAUCACAUUUUCACCCUUCUUUCUGCUAUUCUGGUGUAUGGCAUCUGCAAUCCGAGACCCUUCCUUUAUGCUCACUAUCCAUUUGGAUCUAUCCAGUGCCACCUCUUCCCAGUUGCUAGUGUUGAUUUUGAAAAGCUUCAUAUUGCGUUUGCAUACAUCUGUAUACCAUAAAAAUGGGCGACCAGUGGCUCUCCUGCUUUCUGUUAGAUCGCCAUAUAGAAUGACUUGUGGAAGUCAGCUUACUGGCAUUCUAUGAACAUGGCCAAGCCAGCCAAGGCAUCUGCUGCUGAUAACACAGCAGAUGUCAUGGCACCCUGCUCUUUGAAGCACUUUCUCAUUGGUUAUUUUAUCUUGCCAUCUUAUUUUAAAGAUCCACCUUAGGCAUCAGAUCAGACAUCGGAAGACAUUCAGCAUACAUACCUGUAUGUAUAGUUAUGUAUAUAGACAGUGUAUUCAUGAAUCAGUCCUUGAGAAAAUAUUAUCAUUUCAAUAUAAAUGUUAUCUUUUGAAGCCAUUCUGAAGUGUGGUCGAGAGGCUAAGUACGCUUGAAUUUGGCUACUUAUAAAGGGGGUUGGAGGUUCGACACCCUACUUGAGCAGAGUUGUGUUUACUGAGUGCCUAAAGGCAGCACUGAAAAACCUUCUCCCAGAUACCCCAUCCCCCCACUGGUCCACAAAUCAGUUUGGACCAUAGCGCUCUGAGCAUGCUAUAAAC
Molecule: messenger RNA, 4342 nt
Organism: Biomphalaria glabrata
Lineage: Eukaryota; Metazoa; Mollusca; Gastropoda; Planorbidae
Product: valine--tRNA ligase-like
Exons: 25
Coding region: 58-3072 (1004 amino acids)
Biological process (GO): valyl-tRNA aminoacylation
Cellular component (GO): cytosol
Molecular function (GO): valine-tRNA ligase activity; aminoacyl-tRNA deacylase activity; ATP binding
Source: RefSeq, a predicted model, not a curated record